This is a messenger RNA of Effrenium voratum, 549 nucleotides long. Lineage: Eukaryota; Dinophyceae; Suessiales; Symbiodiniaceae. The record is from the annotation of a GenBank genome assembly.
AUGCGCCGCCUGGCACUUGCGAGCCUGGCUGCUGCGCCGCUGCUGAAACGCCGCCGCCCGGCGGCCUGUCAGACACCGCUGACAGAAGUGGAGGCGCGUCGAGUCCUGCAACUCUUCGAUGGCCUGCUCUUCGACGAGGAGUAUGGGGAUAUCCACCUCUACGACAUCUCGGUGGAGGAGGAGCAGCAGGUGGAGGGUAGUGGUGGGGACGCCACCUACGGAGAGCUCCGGGAGGAGAUCUUGGAGUGGCUCCUGGCGCACUGCGAGAUGCGCCCACAGGAUAUCUUGUGCGACCUCGGCAGCGGCAGCGGGCGAGCGUUGUUGUACCUGGCGCUCCGCACGGGCUUGCCGGCGGUGGGAGUCGAGUUGUCGCCCACGCGGCAUCGCUGCGCGGAGACAUUGAAGAUGCUGGCGCAGCCUUUCCUCUGCGGAGAGGUGACCUUCGUCCAAGGCGAUCUCUCUGAGACAGGCCCACAGAGGCAUGCAACGGUGGUUCUCUUUGCCAACAAGCUGUUCUCUGAGGACAUCUUCCGUGCCGUCGCGCGGUAG